GACGCUUACUUCUCCACACAACACAAGAAGCCAGUUACAAUAAUUUAGAAGCAAAAGAAAAACUGUACCGAGCUUGCAUUGCAGUGACGCGACAAUGGCGGCCGCCAGAAUGCUCGUGCUCCUGGCCUCUCUCUGCGCUCUCCUGCUCACGGCGUCCGCGGCCAAAUGGACUCCUGCCUUCGCGACGUUCUACGGCGGCAGCGACGCCUCCGGCACCAUGGGCGGCGCAUGCGGGUACGGCGACCUGUACGGCGCCGGGUACGGGACGCGGACGGCGGCGCUGAGCACGGCGCUGUUCAACGGCGGCGCGUCGUGCGGCGCCUGCUUCACCAUCGCCUGCGACACCCGCAAGACGCAGUGGUGCAAGCCGGGGACGUCCAUCACCGUGACGGCGACCAACUUCUGCCCUCCAAACUACGCCCUGUCCGGCGACGCCGGCGGGUGGUGCAACCCGCCGCGCCGCCACUUCGACAUGUCGCAGCCGGCGUGGGAGACGAUCGCGGUGUACCGCGCCGGGAUCGUGCCCGUGAACUACCGCCGCGUGCCGUGCCAGCGGAGCGGCGGCAUCCGGUUCGCCGUGAACGGGCACAGCUACUUCGAGCUGGUGCUGGUGACGAACGUCGGCGGCAGCGGCGCGGUGGCGCAGAUGUGGAUCAAGGGGUCCGGGACGGGGUGGAUGGCGAUGAGCCGCAACUGGGGCGCGAACUGGCAGAGCAACGCGCGCCUCGACGGGCAGGCGCUGUCGUUCCGGGUGCAGGCCGACGACGGCCGCGUCGUCACGGCGGCCGACGUCGCGCCGGCGGGGUGGUCGUUCGGCGCCACCUACACCUCCUCGGCUCAGUUCUACUGAUGAGCAUUAAUUGCAAGCCUAUCUCAUUUAAUUAAUCUGGACCGUUCGAUGUAGUAUAUUGUAUGCUUUGAUCGACGUGGCAUAGGAUGGAAGAGGCCGCCCACGAAGAAAAUUUGGGACUUGUGUAUAUAUCAUUGUACCGCACUUUGUUUUUUUCUUUUUUGAUUUGCUACUGUACUAUACGCACGUAAGUUGUGCUUUUUCUUGUAUUUGUAUUGGCACAUGGAAGUAUCGUGUGGAGAUUGCUUUAAUUAAUUCCAGUCAGAAAACAUUGAA
Messenger RNA from Oryza sativa Japonica Group (Japanese rice), 1126 nucleotides. The record is from RefSeq and is a predicted model, not a curated record. Lineage: Eukaryota; Viridiplantae; Streptophyta; Magnoliopsida; Poales; Poaceae.